Mercenaria mercenaria is the source of this 1227-nucleotide messenger RNA. RefSeq lists its product as uncharacterized. The coding region runs from base 1 to 1227 and encodes 408 amino acids. Gene Ontology annotation, biological process: DNA integration. The transcript has 2 exons. The record is from RefSeq and is a predicted model, not a curated record. Gene Ontology annotation, molecular function: nucleic acid binding. NCBI's taxonomy places the organism in Eukaryota, Metazoa, Mollusca, Bivalvia, Venerida, Veneridae.
AUGUCGAAGAAUCGUGUAGCACCACUUAAGAAACUUACGUUACCACGACUAGAACUAAUGGCAGCUACAAUUGAGCACAUACCAGAAGCUUUACGUGUAACAGCAUACGUCAUGAGAUUUAUACAUAACUGUAGACAUUCUAGCAGACGACUUGAACCCUGGUCCUACAGUGAACUUACACACGCAGAGAGAACAUGGCUUUUAAACUGUCAAACCAUUACUUACCAGGAAGAAAUCAUCAACACGAGAUCCAGUAAAUCACGCUCAGAACUUGUCAAGCAACUAAGAUUAUUCAUCGACAAUGAUGGUGGAGUCCACUGUGGAGGUAGAAUUCACAACGCGCCACUGGCCGAGAGUUCGAAAUUUCCUUACCUGUUAGCACCAGAUUGCCACCAGAGAGUGUUACAUGCGGGCGUUGAUUCUACUAUCAUUUACAUUCGCCAGAAGUUCUGGAUCCCAGCUAUUCUUCAAUGUGUAAAGACAAUCAUUCGAAAAUGUGUCAUGUGCAGAAAGGUAACUGGGAAGUCAUAUGCAUUCCCUGAUCCACCUCCCUUACCCAGAUGUAGAGUAGAAGAUACAGUACCCUUCACAGUAACAAGUGUCGACUUCACAGGCGCACUGUACGUCAGAAGUAAGAAUGAAACUGAAGAAAAGGCAUAUAUUUGUUUAUUUACAUGUGCAUCCACACGAGCGGUUCACUUAGAAGUCGUCCGAGAUUUAUCCGAAGAAUCCUUUCUUCAAGCUUUUAGGAGAUUCACCAGCCGGAAAUCUCUACCACACGUCAUGAUCUCCGACAACGCUUCAACAUUCGUGGCUGCUUCUAACCAUAUAAGACGUCUGUUCGAGUCGCGGAAAGUACAAGAUGCCCUUACCAGUCAAGGUACCACGUGGAAGUUCAUACCCAAGCGCGCUCCAUGGUUUGGCGGCUGGUGGGAGAGAUUAAUCAGGCUCACCAAGACAGCAGUGAAGAAGACUCUUGGUCAUUCUUACGUUAACUUCGACAUGCUACAGACGGUAGUUACCGAAAUAGAAGCUGUUUUGCAUGACCGGCCACUAACAUACGUCUCUUCCGGUAUGAAUCCAGAACCACUCACACCAGCACAUCUUCUAUAUGGCAGACACAUUAUAACAUUACCAUAUCACGACCCUAAAGAUGAAACAGUCCCAAGUUCAAUCCUUGGUGAACACCGUAACAUUAAUAAACAAGCCAAGAUCCAGAUAUUUUAA